UGAGCCUCCAGCAAGUAAGGGAAGCCGCUGCAAGUACAUGGCGCAUGCGCAGAAGUCGGAGCGUAGUUGAGUUUCGGGCUCUGCAGUGGUUUGGGAUUCUCCUUGAACAUUUCCAUCUGGAGGCCAGUUUUAAGAGCAGUGAAAGCCACCAGCUCUGUGCUCCCGGCAGGAUCUGCCGCACCCUCCUGGCAAUCGGUCCUGAAAAGUGGCCUGCCCCCCGAUGAGCACCCUGGGUUUACUUCGAGGUCCCGCAGCGCUGGCCAGAGUAUGCUCCGGGCCUCAGGGCCUUGCGCUUGGGGAGAAGUGGAGGCUGCUGUCCCCGGGAGGCCCUGCAUCUGUGCUACAAGUGGCUGGCAAGAAGGACUUACCUGCCCUGCUACCCCUGGAGGAGAGCGAGCUGGAAGAGCAGUUUGUGAAGGGACACGGGCCAGGGGGCCAAGCCACCAACAAGACCAACAACUGCGUGGUGUUGAAGCACGUGCCCUCGGGGCUGGUCGUGAAGUGCCAUCAGACAAGAUCCGUGGACCAGAACAGGAAGCUGGCUCGGAAAAUCCUACAGGAGAAAGUGGAUGUUUUCUACAAUGGUGAAAACAGUCCUGUUUGCAGACAGAAACGAGAGGCAGAGAAGAAAAAGCAAGAAAGGAAGAAAAGAGCAAAGGAGACUCUAGAAAAAAAGAAACUUCUGAAGGAGCUACGGGAAGCAAGUCGAAAUCCCGUGGAGACAACUGCCGGUUCCGACCGGGUCAGCCGGGACGCGUCCAGGGAAUAACAGUGCAAGUCCCCUCGGUUUGUAAAUGAUGCAUGAGGGCAGGCACGGUGCGCAUGCCUGGAAUCCAGCAGGCGGGAGGCUGAGGCAGGAGGAUUGCUACCCGCUCAAGGCCAACCCAAACCAAAUAACAUACUAAACUGGAGCAAAUACUGCUGCGCACUUAGAGAACGAAACUAUGAAGAGUCACAAGCGUCACUAUAAAAGGAGAGUAGCCGCUCCUCUAGGAGGAAGGGGAACUGUGCGCAGCCCUUGGUGGGGCUUCCAGGUUGACUGGCAGAGUUGUUUUGCUUUGCAGGACUGGGGAUGUAACUGCCGAGUUACAUCCUAACCCUUUUUGAGACAGGAUCCUCGAGGUCCUCCUGCCUCAGCCUUCUGAAUAGCUGGGAUUACAAGUGUGUGCCAUUGCCCACAGCCAGGGUUGACUAUUGACCUAGGCAGUAAUUAGAAGGGUGUCCUUUCAAGAAGUCUCUUGCGCUGGAGCUGGGGCAGAAUGCUCACCCAGCAUGGCUGAAGCCCUGGAUUCCACGCCCAACAAUGAGGAAAAAAAAGAUCUCAUUGCUGGCCCAAUUCCUGGAGCUCAAAAGAUCUUCCUGUUUCAGCCUCCCACAUAGCAGGAACUACAGGAGUACUCCACUGUGCUUGGCAGCCAGGCUUGGUGGCUCAUGCCUGUAGUUCUAGCACUCAGAAAGCUGAGGCAGGAGGGUUGCAAGUUCGAGGCCACCUGGACUAUACAGCCAGACCCUGUCUAAAAAAAAAAAAACAUUGCUUAGGAAUAAAAAUACUUGCAAAAGCACUGAUAUUAGCAAGGUCUAUUUGUGGAGAAUUCAAACAAACGUGAAUAGCAGUUAGUGGGGGCCUCUGCUCUGCUCGGUGUUGGUAACACGGAGAUAAAGAGCUGAGGUGUUACCUAGGCGCUUGCCAUUGGCUCCAUCAGCUCCCUGGCCUGGCAGCCUGUGGCUGCUAAGUCAUCUCCCGAUGCCCCACAGCACUGACGCUUUGGGAGUGUCUACUUUCGUUUCCUUUCAAUGCUGGGAAUCAAGGGCCUCCCUGCCACACUGCACCCUCAGCCCGGCUGCAUAUUUCCCAUCAUGCUGAGCGAGGAUCAGUGCCGCCAGACCCAGCGUGUGUUACUGACCAAAGAUACGGAAACCAGAUUUUGGAAUAGUUGGACACGUGCAGGCCUGAGCAGCCUCCUGCCCAGGACAGCGGCAGAGCAGUGGCCACUGGCCAAGUCAGCCACUCAGCCUUGAGUCUUCUGGCUUAUUUCCGAGCACGUGUGCAAGUGUGGAGUCUGCCGCUGCAAACACACCCUGCCUCCGAGCAAAGCACAGUCUGCCCCAGCCAGCUGGGGUGCUGGAAACUGUCCUUCAACUUCUAAGAAUGGGUUUUAAGCACGGUGGUGCACACCCAUAAUUGCAGCACUUAGGAGGCUGAGGCAGGAGGAUCAGUACAAGUAUGAGGCCAGUCCGGGCUAUACAGUGAGUUCAAGGCCAACCUGGACUAUAUUGAGACCCUGUCUCAAAAAGUAAACCCCAGGGGCUGGGGAUUUAGCUCAGCAGCAUAAGCACUUGCUUUGCAAGCAGGCGGUUGUGAGUUCUAUCCUCGGUACCGAUUAAAAAAAAAAAGUAAACCCCAAAAAGCCAGGGGUGGGGAAGGUCUUUAAGACAGCACAUCAGAACUUUCCAAGGAACCCACAUCAUCAUACAAAUUGUUAAUGAAAAUAGCUUUAUUACAUCAAGUAAUAAAUACAUACAAAGAUGCAAA
Molecule: messenger RNA, 2533 nt
Organism: Cavia porcellus (domestic guinea pig)
Lineage: Eukaryota; Metazoa; Chordata; Mammalia; Rodentia; Caviidae
Gene: Mtrfr
Product: mitochondrial translation release factor in rescue
Exons: 4
Coding region: 221-769 (182 amino acids)
Biological process (GO): translational termination
Cellular component (GO): mitochondrion
Molecular function (GO): translation release factor activity
Source: RefSeq, a predicted model, not a curated record